Molecule: messenger RNA, 1472 nt
Organism: Paramuricea clavata
Lineage: Eukaryota; Metazoa; Cnidaria; Anthozoa; Malacalcyonacea; Plexauridae
Source: the annotation of a GenBank genome assembly
AUGGAAAAAUCGAAGGAGCUUUCGGGGGCUCAAAAACGUAAACAGAGAAAGAUUCUUUGGGAAAAACGAGAAAGUGAAAAUUCAACGAUUCGAAAAAUAACCAGUUUGUUUGAUCGUGUAAGUUCAUCUGCAACUGCUAGCCGACUCCGGGGAACAGACGGAUACAGGAGACAACGAUAUAGGUCUAGUUGUUUCUGAAACUGAGAUUGAGUCCCAAGAAUGUACUGAAUGUUCCAGUGGUUCCAUACGUCAGGGUUAGUGAACUUUUUUAUUCAUUAUAAUUAUAUUGCCUUUUAAAUUGACAUAGCAAAGUAAUAAGUUAAAAUUGCUUGAAUUAAGACCUGAAAUGUUUGUUAGAUUUCAUGGAAAUAUGUUUGUACUAAUUUCCAGGAAAUUUUAAAAGUGUGAAAUUAAGUGCGACAGCAGAAAGUCCAGAUGGUGAUGAUCACAUUGGCCAUACGAUGAGCAAAUCAUUAGAUGAAUCUGAAUUGAGUACUAAUAUACCAGUAGUUGGUAUUGUGAAAAUAAUGAUAUCUUGUAGAAUAGCACAUAGGGUAGGCCUAUGACUUAAUCUGAUCAUACUGUACACAUGCCAGCUAUUCCUGAGUAGAUCAUAUAAUAAUGUGUGUUUCUAUGAGGCAUUUUUGUAUGUGUCAAAUGUAAAUAAAUAGCUUCUCCUGUGUAAUAAAAUGUUACUUUCAGAUCUCAGAAAAUGCUCAGAACUGGAAGAUUUUGAUCCCUGUGUUACCUACCCAUCAGAUCGUGGACAUUUCAGAGACAGGUUAUCUGAUGAUUUGGUUGAAGUUCUGGUGAAGGUUGGCAGCUGCCAACCAAACACAAUCAUAAAUACCCAGGGUGGACGAAAGUUUAAUCUUGCAUUGUACUACUACAGGCAAGUAUACAAUGUGUGUUAAUUUGUAUUUCAAUGUGCGCAUUGUUAGUGUUAAUCAUUGAUUAAAAAUUCAUGGGAAAUUUUUAUUAUAAAUAUAUUCUGAAAGGAAUGUAUAAGUAAAAAGUUUUAUACCUUUCUGUGUAGGGAUUUGAAGUUCUUUUCAGUGAAGAGGAAUUGGUUCAGCUGCUCUGAGAAAUUGGGCACUGUAUACUGUCACAAUUGUUGGUUGUUAGCAAAGGAUACAUCAAGGAACAAAGAUACUCCAUGGAUAGAUGGGUUUUUUUCCAACACUAAUCACCUGAAGCAGCAAAUUGAAACACAUGAAGAAAGCAUGACGCAUAAAGAAGCUACGAAGCAUUAUGCCCACAUAAAAGCAGGCAAGGGAGUCAGCAGGCUUAAAAUUAAUGAAGCUGGAAUUGCAAAAGCCAAGAAUUUCUGGCGUGAGGUUUUACACAGAAUGAUAGUAAUCAUAUUGACUUUAGCCAGUCUGUCUCUGCCUUUACGGGGACACAGGGAAUUUGUCGGAAACGGAAAAUGCGAAGGAGGCAAUUUUCUUGGUUUGGUUAACAUGCAGUUGAAA